CAGCUGUUUGGAGAGGGCAUUCGGUUGCGUGCAGACACAGCGCAGAACUCCAGUCUGGACUACCAUGUUUCUGAGGGGGUUGGCUUUGCUGCUCCUGCUCCUGCUGGAGGUCGGCAACGCAGAUGAGCAGAAGGGGCAGAAGGAGGGCAGUUGCAUGUAUGGCCACCCAGGGAUCCCUGGUGAUCCGGGGCACAACGGUCUGCCAGGCAGGGAUGGUAGAGAUGGUGUAAAAGGUGACAAGGGUGAACGAGGUGACCUUGGUCUUCGUGGUGCAGCAGGGUUAGAUGGACCGAGAGGAGACAAAGGAGAACUUGGACCUCCGGGGACGGCGGGGGCAAAAGGCAGACGCGGCGAGAACGGAGAGAGGGGGUCCCCAGGGAAGAUGGGCCCCCAAGGUGUUCAGGGGCCCGUGGGAGUCAAAGGUCAGAAAGGGGAGCUUGGACUUCCUGGUCCACAGGGGAUCAAGGGGGAAGUCGGACCUGAGGGCCCUCCAGGGGAGAAAGGAGCCCUGGGAUACCAAGGGGAGAAAGGGUUCAUGGGACCAGUGGGCUCACCUGGGCGACCGGGCCCCAAAGGGGAGAUUGGACCCGCUGGGCACAAAGGCAGUAUCGGUUACCGUGGCGAGAGGGGUCCACGGGGCGAGAAGGGAGACACGGGCGAUGCGGGGCCCAUGCCUGACAUUCCCAAAAGUGCCUUCUCCGCAGGCCUGACGGAAAGUACCAAACUGCCGGCCUCGAAUGCACCUAUCCGCUUCGACAGGAUCAUCUACAACAAGCAGAGCCACUACGACCCUCAGAGUGGCCGUUUCACGUGCGCCUUUAGCGGGGCUUACUACUUCACCUACCACAUCACUGUAUUCUCCCGCAAUGUCAAGGUGGCACUGAUGAAGAACGGACAGAGAAUUAUCCACACCAUGGACAACUACCAGAGCAGUGAAGACCAGGCGGCUGGAGGGACAGUGCUCCACCUAGAGGCUGGUGAUAAAGUGUGGCUGCAAGUCAUAGGAGGAGCGCACUUCAAUGGACUCUAUGCCGAUGAAGAUGAUGAUACCAUCUUCUCUGGGUUUCUUAUAUUUCCUGAUGGUGAAUGAUAAUGUAGGCUAAUGGCUUGUAUUGAACAUACAAAGAGAGAAAGAAAAAAAAAACAAAUACCAGCAAAUGAAAAAAAGAAUAAAAGAAUAAAAAAGAAAAAUGUAGGAUAGUUAUCAACUAUAUUAAUUUACACUCUUCCUCAGGGAAAAUAAAGAUAAAUUGAUAGACUGUUUCAGCAAAGUGUUACUCUUUGUAGGCUACAUUAAUUGGGGCCUGUUGCCACUAUGUAUAACCUUUUCUUUUUUCAAAAUGUGCAUGAGUUGA
Molecule: messenger RNA, 1355 nt
Organism: Alosa sapidissima (American shad)
Lineage: Eukaryota; Metazoa; Chordata; Actinopteri; Clupeiformes; Clupeidae
Gene: c1qtnf9
Product: C1q and TNF related 9
Exons: 3
Coding region: 65-1090 (341 amino acids)
Molecular function (GO): protein binding
Source: RefSeq, a predicted model, not a curated record